This is a messenger RNA of Pecten maximus, 1972 nucleotides long. RefSeq names its product heat shock cognate 71 kDa protein-like. Gene Ontology annotation, molecular function: heat shock protein binding; ATP-dependent protein folding chaperone; misfolded protein binding. The record is from RefSeq and is a predicted model, not a curated record. Lineage: Eukaryota; Metazoa; Mollusca; Bivalvia; Pectinida; Pectinidae. Gene Ontology annotation, cellular component: nucleus; plasma membrane; cytoplasm. Gene Ontology annotation, biological process: vesicle-mediated transport; protein refolding; cellular response to unfolded protein.
GUUGGAACAGAAAGAAAUGUACUUAUCUUUGAUUUAGGUGGUGGUACUUUUGAUGUAUCCAUUCUGACAAUUGAAGACGGAAUCUUUGAAGUGAAAUCCACAUCUGGGGACACCCACUUGGGUGGUGAGGACUUUGAUAAUCGUAUGGUGAACCACUUUGUUCAGGAAUUCAAGCGUAAACACAAGAAGGACAUAACCGACAACAAAAGGUCCCUUCGGCGUCUGAGAACAGCAUGUGAGCGAGCAAAGAGAACCUUGUCAUCAAGUGCUCAGGCCAGCAUCGAGAUCGACUCCCUCUAUGAAGGAGCCGAUUUCUACACAAGUAUCACAAGGGCCCGUUUUGAGGAGUUGAAUGCAGAUCUAUUUAGAGGAACCUUGGAACCUGUAGAAAAAUCUCUACGUGAUGCCAAGCUAGACAAAGGUGCAAUUCAUGAUAUUGUACUGGUUGGUGGGUCCACUCGUAUUCCAAAGAUUCAGAAACUUCUUCAGGACUACUUCAAUGGAAAAGAACUGAACAAAUCCAUUAAUCCUGAUGAGGCUGUUGCCUAUGGUGCAGCUGUACAGGCAGCUAUCCUGUCUGGAGACAAGUCUGAGGAGGUCCAAGAUCUACUGUUGUUGGAUGUAGCUCCUUUGUCCUUGGGUAUUGAGACCGCUGGAGGAGUGAUGACCUCUCUCAUCAAACGUAACACAACUGUUCCCACCAAGCAGACCCAAACAUUCACCACCUACUCUGACAAUCAGCCAGGUGUGUUGAUCCAGGUUUACGAGGGAGAACGAGCAAUGACCAAGGACAACAAUCUGCUUGGAAAGUUUGAGCUGACUGGGAUUCCACCAGCACCGAGAGGUGUUCCUCAAAUUGAGGUCACAUUUGACGUUGACGCCAAUGGUAUCUUGAAUGUGUCUGCUGUUGACAAGAGUACAGGCAAGGAGAACAAAAUCACCAUCACCAAUGACAAAGGUCGUUUGUCAAAGGAUGAGAUCGAAAGGAUGGUGAAUGAUGCUGAGAAAUACAAGGCAGAAGAUGAUGUACAACGUAACCGUGUUUCUUCCAAGAAUGCCUUGGAGAGCUAUGCCUUCCAGAUGAAAUCCACAGUUGAGGACGACAACCUCAAGAACAAGAUCAGUGAAGACGAUAAGAAGACCAUCGUUGACAAGUGUACAGAGGUUAUCUCUUGGCUAGAUGCCAACCAAUUGGCCGAAAAGGAAGAGUUCGAGCACAAACAGAAGGAGUUAGAGGGUGUUUGUAAUCCAAUCAUCACCAAGCUGUACCAAGGAGCUGGUGGAGCACCUGGAGGUAUGCCCGGAGGUAUGCCCGGAGGCAUGCCAGGCGGUAUGCCGGGUGGUGCUGAUGGAGCAUCCACUGGUGGAAGUGGUGGCCCAACCAUCGAGGAAGUCGAUUAAAUACAGGACAAAUUCUGGACCAAGAUCAAGCUUACAAAAUUCAAAACUAAUUUAUUUUUUGUUUCAAUUACAAGCCAUCAUAAUUAGAACACUGUUAAGAUAGAGACUUGAAAAUCUACCCAACUGAUCAUGGUAAUACAAAAACUAGUCCAAUGUGAAGAUUCUGUGUCCAUCAAAACAAAGACCAAUGGAAAACAUGCUUAUUUUGAUAAAUGUUUGCUGCACAUGCUUAAUGCUUUGAAACAAACUGCAGUGUAGGAAGAUGGACAAAUAAGUUUUGAAUGCUCAAUUGCCAAUUACAUAACUGUUACAAAGAAAUUUCAGUUCAGUUUAGUUUCAUUUAUUUCCAUCGAGUUAACUCUUUAUCUUAUCACGAAAGGUUAAAAUGUGGUUUUCUUUACCAUUUGACCAUUCCAUCAUUCCAUUGUAUCGGAUGUGAUAACUGAUCAUAUUAAUGUCAAGCUUUUGCAACAACCCCUAGUAAUGUGCAAAUGUGACAAGUCGCAUACACAAAUAUAUGCUUUUUCAAAAGAUGAAAAGUAUUCAACGUGCAAGAAGAAGAAAAAAAAGA